Molecule: messenger RNA, 1411 nt
Organism: Cyprinus carpio (common carp)
Lineage: Eukaryota; Metazoa; Chordata; Actinopteri; Cypriniformes; Cyprinidae
Gene: rbpms
Product: RNA-binding protein with multiple splicing-like
Exons: 9
Coding region: 83-652 (189 amino acids)
Molecular function (GO): mRNA binding
Source: RefSeq, a predicted model, not a curated record
ACUGAAGCUCGCACACGCUGGCGUGAUGACGCGCCUCUGACCGCGGGAGCGCACACAGGAGACAGACACGCUGCAUGAGCUCAUGAUUAUAAUUUCAUUUUUCUGCUCCAGAAUGAACAACAACAGUGAGAACGAGCCCAGCAGCCCAGGAGAAGAGGUCAGGACUCUGUUUGUCAGUGGUCUGCCGCUGGACAUCAAACCCAGAGAGCUUUACCUGUUAUUCAGGCCUUUUCAGGGUUACGAAGGAUCCUUAAUCAAAUUGACCUCCAAACAGCCGGUGGGAUUUGUGAGUUUUGACAGUCGCUCAGAAGCGGAGGCUGCUAAGAACGCCCUAAACGGCGUUCGCUUUGACCCGGAUAUUCCCCAGACUUUACGGCUGGAGUUUGCCAAAGCCAACACCAAGAUGUCCAAGAGCAAACUAGUAGGAAUUCCAAACCCUUCCCCGUCCAGACUGAGUCCUGGCCCUCCCUAUGAGAUGAGCAUUCCUGCACUGUACGCCAGCAGUCCUGAGGUGUGGGCAUCUUACCCACUGUACCCCGCUGAGCUGCCUCCGCCGGCAUAUGCCUACAGCUCCUCGCUGCACGCUCAGAUUCGCUGGCUGCCGAUCGCAGACGCGACCAAUCAGGGCUGGAAGAGCCGACAGUUCUGUUGACAUCUGUGUUCUGCAGGUGCAGCGGCGACACAUACGACAUCCUCAUCUUUUCUGUCUUUCUUUGUUCAUCUGUAUUACUCUCCCGUCUGUCUUCUGCCAGAUACAGAUACAUGAAACCAGAAACAAGAAGUGAGUGACUGUCAUGCUGCUGUGAACCACAGGACAAUCAGAACCUCCAACAGGAACAGAUCUCUUCCCUUCACUUCCCUUCUUACAUUGUGAAGUUUAUUGUAGUAGAUAUACAGUAUUAUGUAUGAAUUAUAAUUAUUUAUAAUGUUAUUCUUAUUGGAUUCAAUCAGCAAUUACUGUAAUUUCUGAUGGGGUUGAUGCAUGAUCCUUGCCAAAAAGAUUUCAAUAUUCACAUUACACAUUUUUAGAUAUCAUAUUGCAUUUUGUCAUUAUUAUUAUUAUUCUUAAGGAGAAAAUAAGUAUUUUUAUAAUGAAUGAAAUGAAAUGUUUUCAGUUCCAUUUUAGUGUAAUGUUGGUAGCACUUUAUUUUACAGUCCUGUUCCUCAUGUACAUACUAUGUACUUAUAGUAAUUACAAUAACUAAACUAAUCCUGAACCUACCACUUAACCUAACUCUACCCUAUGUAGUUACCUUAUUACCAGAACUUUCUUAGGUAGGUACACUGUAAGUACACAUACUGUUAAAUAAAGUGCAACCAUAAUUUUCUUAUAUGUACAGUGAUGUUUUUGAUGGCUAUGAAUGUUUUAUUGAGCUUUCUUAAGCCUGCUAAAACCAUUAAAAACACUUGU